GGUCACGGUUCUUUUGAGACGUGGAAUUCUUGAUUAUGCUCUUUUUUUCCGCGAAAAUCUUUUCUCCUCGAGAAAAUAAAUUUCUACCUAUUCAAACGGACUACACCGACUCUGCAAAUUCUUCAGCCCUCGACACUUCUACACAACUUUUCUUCCCUCGCCUUGUCUCGUGUUUUUCUUUAUGUUCCCACGCCAAAUCCAAUCUUGAGCGUUCUUCACACGCGCCAUCUCUAUCUCUGUCGCCAAGUUAGUAACUGCAGUCAAAUCGUUCAGAAGGGAAGAAUAGAGAAAUUUGUAGACAAACAGAGGAGUGAAGUUUGAGAUUGGAAUAAAUUGCUGCUUCUUUUAGCUCUUUUGCUACUUGCUUCUUGCAACUAUGGAGCGUUAUGAGAUUAUCAAAGAUAUUGGGUCUGGGAAUUUUGGGGUCGCCAAGCUGGUUAGAGAUAGAUGGACUCACGAGCUCUUUGCCGUUAAGUUUAUUGAGAGAGGCUCAAAGAUUGAUGAACACGUCCAAAGGGAAAUCAUGAACCACAGAUCAUUGAAGCAUCCCAAUAUAGUUAGAUUCAAAGAGGUCCUGUUAACACCUACUCAUCUAGCCAUAGUCAUGGAGUAUGCUGCCGGAGGAGAACUCUUUGAGAGGAUAUGUAAUGCUGGUAGAUUCUGUGAAGAUGAGGCAAGGUUUUUCUUCCAGCAAUUGAUAUCAGGAGUUAGCUACUGCCAUUCAAUGCAAAUUUGUCACAGAGAUCUUAAGCUUGAAAAUACACUCCUAGAUGGCAGCACAGCACCUCGUGUCAAGAUAUGUGACUUUGGGUAUUCAAAGUCAUCUGUAUUUCAUUCUCAACCAAAAUCUACGGUAGGAACACCGGCUUACGUUGCCCCUGAGAUUCUCUCCAGAAAGGAAUAUGAUGGAAAAAUUGCAGACGUUUGGUCUUGUGGAGUUACCCUAUAUGUGAUGCUAGUUGGGGCAUAUCCCUUUGAAGAUCCUGAUGAUCCCAAAAACUUCAGGAAAACAAUUGGGAGAAUACUGAGUGUCCACUAUGCAAUUCCAGAUUAUGUCCAAGUCUCUAUAGAAUGCAGGCACCUGUUAUCUCGAAUAUUUGUGGCAAAUCCUGUAAAGAGAAUAACAAUUCCAGAGAUUAAAAAUCAUCCAUGGUUCUUAAAGAAUUUGCCCAUAGAGAUGACGGAAGGAGGCAGCUGGCAAAGCAACGAUGUCAAUAACCCAUCUCAAAGCAUUGGAGAAGUUGUGUCUAUAAUACAAGAGGCAAAAAAACCUGUUGAGAUGCCAAAGACUGGAGACAACUUUCUUGGAGGGAGCAUGGAUCUUGACGAUUUAGAUGCUGAUGUUGAUAACGAAGAUAUUGAGACAAGUGGCGAUUUCGUAUGCCCUUUGUGAACAAACUGAAUCCAAAAAGGAAAAUCAUACUUUAGUAUUGAGAUAUGGUUGAAAUGAUUAUGAUUUGUGUUGAUGGGUGAUUUUCCUUGUGUCUUCCUUUGUUUUGACACAUGGCAUGUCGAUCCUCAUACGUAAAUCUUUAACUAAUAUAAAAUUCUUGUAUGCAGUGUUGCUUAAUGUCGCUGAAUAUUUCUGGGAUGUUGCAUCAGCUGUGAUUUUAGAUAUGAUAAUAUUGAGAACUAUUGACGUGUA
This is a messenger RNA of Manihot esculenta (cassava), 1645 nucleotides long. Its product is annotated as serine/threonine-protein kinase SAPK2. The coding region runs from base 377 to 1393 and encodes 338 amino acids. Lineage: Eukaryota; Viridiplantae; Streptophyta; Magnoliopsida; Malpighiales; Euphorbiaceae. Gene Ontology annotation, biological process: protein phosphorylation; intracellular signal transduction. The record is from RefSeq and is a predicted model, not a curated record. Gene Ontology annotation, molecular function: protein serine/threonine kinase activity; ATP binding. The transcript is spliced from 10 exons.